CACACAGACACUCUAUCACUCACACCGUAGAGGAAAGCCGGUGUUCGAAAAUGGCGUCGGGAGGCGAGCGUGAAGUUUUGGAAAAUAAACGCAAAUUAAGUUCAGGUGAAGGCGAGGAAGAGGAGGAGGAGGAAGAGGCGGCUUGGGUCGGGCCGUUACCUACUGAAGCUGUUCCGACCAAAAGGAGAAAAGUACUGGAGUAUGAGAGAGUUUAUCUCUAUAAUCUUCCUUCUGCUGCCAUGUAUGAGCGCAGCUACAUGCACCGUGACGUCAUCACUCACGUCGCCUAUGCCAAGACGGAUUUCCUCAUUACUGCGAGUCAGGAUGGACAUGUGAAGUUCUGGAAGAAGAAAGAAGACGAAGGAAUCGAGUUUGUGAAACAUUUCCGCAGUCACCUGAGUGUGAUUGAGUGUAUUUCAGUCAGUGCUGAGGGUGCACUCCUCUGCUCUGUUGGAGAUGAUCAGGCCAUGAAGGUGUUUGAUGUUGUGAACUUUGACAUGAUAAACAUGUUGAAACUUGGGUUCCACCCUGGACAGUGUGAGUGGAUCUAUAACCCCGGUGACGCCAUCAGCACCGUGGCCUGCUCAGAGAAAUCUACGGGGAAAAUUCACGUGUACGACGGACGAGGCAGUAACCAGCCGCUGCACAGCUUCCAUAAGAUGCACUCGUCUCCUCUGUGUCAGAUCCGCCUGAACCCUCGCUACCGUGUCAUCGUGUCGGCCGACAGAGCCGGAAUGCUGGAGUACUGGACCGGACUCCCGAGUGACUUUAAAUUCCCCAGGCAGGUGGAGUGGGAAUAUAAAACCGACACGGACCUGUACGAAUUCGCCAAGUGUAAAACCUUCCCCACCUCCCUGGCCUUCUCACACGACGGGAAGAAGAUGGCCACCAUCGCCGCCGACCGCAAGGUCCGGAUCUUCCGCUUCCUGACGGGGAAACUCAUGCGCGUCUUCGACGAGUCACUAACCAUGUUCACAGAGCUGCAGCAGAUGAGACAGCAGCUGCCGGACAUGGAGUUUGGCCGCAGGAUGGCGGUGGAGCGAGAGCUGGAGAAAGUGGACGGCAUUCGACUGACUAACAUCAUCUUUGACGAGACGGGACACUUCGUGCUGUACGGAACCAUGCUGGGCAUCAAGGUCAUCAACGUGGAGACCAACCGGUGUGUGAGGAUUUUAGGGAAACAGGAGAACAUCCGUGUGGUGCAGCUCAGUCUCUUCCAAGGUGUGGCUAAGACCAUGAAGGUGGCACCAACCAUUGAGAUGAAGGCAUCUGAUAACCCCGCCCUCCAGACUGCUGACCCCGACCCCACCAUCUUCUGCACCGCCUUCAAGAAAAACCGCUUCUACAUGUUCACAAAGCGAGAGCCAGAGGACACGAAGAGCGCCGAAUCGGACAGAGACGUUUUCAACGAGAAGCCUUCCAAAGAGGAGGUGAUGGCCGCGACGCAAGCAGAAGGUCCAAAGAGGGUCUCGGACAGCGCCAUCAUCCACACCACUAUGGGAGACAUCCACAUAAAGCUCUAUCCUGUGGAGUGCCCCAAAACUGUGGAGAACUUCUGCGUCCACAGCAGGAACAGUUACUACAACGGACAUAUCUUUCACCGUGUGAUCAAGGGUUUCAUGAUCCAGACUGGAGACCCCACAGGCACAGGGAUGGGAGGAGAGAGCAUCUGGGGUGGAGAGUUUGAGGACGAGUUCCACUUCAGUCUGAGACACGACCGACCGUACACACUCAGCAUGGCCAACGCUGGACCAGGAACCAACGGCUCUCAGUUCUUCAUCACAGUGGUGCCGACGCCCUGGCUGGACAACAAGCACACGGUGUUUGGACGAAUCAUGAAAGGGAUGGAGGUGGUGCAGAGGAUCUCCAACGUCAAGGUGAACCCAAAGACAGACAAACCGUACGAGGACAUCAGCAUCAUCAGCAUCACCAUCAAGUAGAAUAAACACACACACACACACUGUCCUGGUCCUGAUAUUUUUUAUAAUAAUAAAGAUGUUUUUUCCAUC
Tachysurus fulvidraco (yellow catfish) is the source of this 2009-nucleotide messenger RNA. RefSeq names its product peptidylprolyl isomerase domain and WD repeat containing 1 (gene ppwd1). Lineage: Eukaryota; Metazoa; Chordata; Actinopteri; Siluriformes; Bagridae. The record is from RefSeq and is a predicted model, not a curated record. Gene Ontology annotation, molecular function: protein binding; peptidyl-prolyl cis-trans isomerase activity. The coding region runs from base 51 to 1940 and encodes 629 amino acids. Gene Ontology annotation, biological process: protein peptidyl-prolyl isomerization. The transcript is spliced from 11 exons.